AUGACAACCCCAAUGCUUUUGCUUCAGACCAGAAAAAGAGGUACAUGGAGUUUGUAUAACGUCGAGGAAGACAAGGUCCUAAAUUUGCAACUAAAAAUCCCGAAUAAGCGAUUUUGUGGUUCUUCAAAAGGGUGGUUAAUAUUUGUGGAUAAGGAUCUUGUAGUAACCCUAGUAAAUCCAUUCUUUAGGGUUAAAGGGAGGAUAAAAAAGGAAAAUUCGAUCAUUUGUCUUCCUCCACUAAACCCUAAACCUAUAAGUCGACAUUGGUUUUCAAAAACCAACUAUUUCGUUUUCAAAGCUACAAUUUCAGCAGACCCAAUAUUAAAUGCAAAUGAUUACAUUGUUGUGGUCAUAUAUGAGGAGUAUUGCCGGUUGGCUUUUAUUAGACCUGGCAAAGACACGGCAUGGACUUAUGUUGAUCAAAGGUGGAGCUUAAUUCAAGAAGUUGUUCCAAUUAGAGAUAAAUUUUAUGCUGUUGAUAGGUGGGGAAAUCUAUUAUCUUUUGACGGUGUUGAUCAAUUCAAAUGCAAUGUGGAGUCGAAGGUUAACAAUACGGAACAAACGUCUGAGAAGAAAUAUCUCAUGGCUUUAAAUGAGAAAGACUUUCUAAUGGUUGAGAGGUAUACUACAUGGGACGAUGACUCUAAACGCGAGACAAUGGAAUUCAAAGUUUUCGAAUUCAGUUUCGUGAAGGGUGACUGGAUUGAGACAAAUAAUUUGGGUGAUGUUGCUAUUUUUGUGGGUGAUAAUUCCUCAAUAUAUGUGGUGGCUUCAAACGAUUAUGGAUGUCAACCGAAUUGCAUAUACUUCACGCAUGAUAAUUAUCGUAUAAGAAUGGAUUUCAAGCCUUGGGGACCUAAUGAUAUCGGUGUAUACAACAUCAAAACUCGGAGCAUUUCACAAUCUUUUACGAAAGAUGCUAUGACCAUGAUGAAGUUGAUGAAUCGACCCCCAAUUUGGAUUGCACCAACUUUUUAA
Messenger RNA from Prunus armeniaca (apricot), 978 nucleotides. The record is from the annotation of a GenBank genome assembly. NCBI's taxonomy places the organism in Eukaryota, Viridiplantae, Streptophyta, Magnoliopsida, Rosales, Rosaceae.